This is a messenger RNA of Chiloscyllium plagiosum (whitespotted bambooshark), 945 nucleotides long. The record is from RefSeq and is a predicted model, not a curated record. Lineage: Eukaryota; Metazoa; Chordata; Chondrichthyes; Orectolobiformes; Hemiscylliidae.
AUGUCGCAAGAAAUCAAUGAAACAGUAAUGUGCACCAAGGACUUGAUGGAAGUGGAAAUCCCCAAAUAUUUCUUCUUAAUGAAGAAUCCUCCAGUGUAUAUUUGGGAUUUACAUCUGAAUAAUCCUGAAUGCCAUGGGUUGGAGACUGAAGAUUUCUACGUGUUCAGAGUAAAGACCAAUCUUUCAGAUUGUGGCACCAUUAUGACUUCAGAUGAUCUGUACAUCAUGUUUAGUAAUACAAUACAGAACAACAGCUCUGCCAUUAUCACCAGAAACUACGUCAACAUCACAUUUGCCUGUAGAUACCCAAUGAACUAUAUUGUACAGCAGCUCAAUGCUGAAAACAAGAUAAGUAUUGACAUCAGAACUAUUACAUUGAAUACUGAAGAUGGGAACUUCUCUAUUUCAAUGAUACUUUUCAAAGAUGAAAGUUAUAAGGAGAAAUGGACGACUGUCCCUUUUCUGAGUCUGGAAGAUAACAUUUAUGUGAAAGUCAACAUGAUUCCAACUCAUUUAUUGUUGCGUCUCGAAAAGUGCUGGGCAACACCAACUAAAAAGCCCCAUCAUAACAUUCAGUUCAUCUUUAUUAAAGACAGCUGCCCAGAGGUUUCAACUGAACGCACCCUUUUGGUGAAAACAAAUGGCCAAGGUUCUGAGGCCAUGUUUCGUAUCCAGAUGUUUAAGUUUGUUGGCGACUCCUACAAAGAUAUCUUCCUACACUGCCAUGUUCAAAUAUGUCACAACACAGCUGCCCUGUGCCAGCCUAAUUGUAGUAGUUCAGAGAAGGUGACAAGGAUACGGAGAGAUCUGACUUCAUUGCACAUUGUUUCUUAUGGACCCAUCAGUCGAAAAUCAACUAAGAAAACAUCGGCAAAUCCAGUUUUAGGCAUUGAAUUCCAGAUUCUAACAGCUCACUGUGUAAAAAUGACUCUUGAAUAUUACUGA